This is a messenger RNA of Sodiomyces alkalinus F11, 936 nucleotides long. RefSeq lists its product as hypothetical. The record is from RefSeq and is a predicted model, not a curated record. NCBI's taxonomy places the organism in Eukaryota, Fungi, Ascomycota, Sordariomycetes, Glomerellales, Plectosphaerellaceae. The transcript is spliced from 13 exons. Bases 1 to 936 code for a protein of 311 amino acids.
AUGGUCAGUCGACCAAGACAAGAUGUCUUACUCUCCCUGGAAGCGGCGCCUCGCAAGUGUCUCUGGUACGUUGUACCUGAUGCGGCCUGGGCCACGGCCGAGACUGGUCUCUCAUUUCUCCGCAACGGCACUCUCCGCAAUGCGGACGGACCGUGGACUUCUCUGGUCAAUUCCAGCCAAGCUGUACCUGAGAUCCUCAAGCCUGCUGGGCAAUGGAGUCGACUGGGGUUCCUGAAUGGGACUGGAAUCGACCAGGCAUAUUUUAUCGGCAGGGACGCUCUCUCCGCAGUUCACUUGCACUACCUCAUUGUCGCUGAACCAAAAGACGACUCGACGAAAACCACGAACAAUCGUGAGAAUGACGUAUUCGAUGCCUUAGCUGGGUCACCAUAUUACAAUAUCAGGGCUACCAAGGUAUCUCAGUCGCUCGUUAUUCCCACCACCAUACUACCGGCAUGCCUCUGUCCGGAUCGGGUCAUCUUGGCCCAGUGGGGUUUUCUCGUUCACCUCGCACUCAAUGGCAACGGCCGUCCAUCACGACUGUUGUUGUGCGGAGUUCAGGCUCCGUUUUUUGUUCGUUCGCAGCUCAUUUGCACCAUGAUUCACGAAACUCCAUACGAAGCGUAUCCCGUACCUGCUGCGAGGUACGGAUUCGGAGUACGCAACCAUGACACGUACGAUGUAUUUCGUACCUCGCAUCUCUAUGAUCCAUCAUCUUGGCCCAAGCCACAGAUGACACCCCCACCCGUCCCUCCGCUGCUCCCGAACACCUCUGGCUUUAAUAAGAGUGGCCUUGUUCGCUCUUCCGGAGGCAUCGCAGCCCGUCACGUCUUCCAGUAUCUUCAUAGGGACAUGUGCUUCACCACUCUCGAAGGGGAUCUAGUGUCCAUACAGAUUUGGGCUUCGUCCUCCUCCCCGGUUCUCGACAAGCCAUAA